Mycotypha africana is the source of this 2253-nucleotide messenger RNA. RefSeq names its product Dolichyl-phosphate-mannose-protein mannosyltransferase-domain-containing protein. The record is from RefSeq and is a predicted model, not a curated record. The transcript has 7 exons. Lineage: Eukaryota; Fungi; Mucoromycota; Mucoromycetes; Mucorales; Mycotyphaceae. Gene Ontology annotation, biological process: protein O-linked glycosylation via mannose. Bases 1 to 2253 code for a protein of 750 amino acids. Gene Ontology annotation, molecular function: dolichyl-phosphate-mannose-protein mannosyltransferase activity. Gene Ontology annotation, cellular component: membrane; endoplasmic reticulum.
AUGGAGUCAACUGUUAAAAGAAGGCACAUUCCCGGAACGUCAGAGAAACAACCCGGUGAUGACAUAAAUUUGUACAAUUUACAAGACGAUUAUAAAGGAAAAAGUUAUCGUCCUCAAACAGAAGCACAUGUUGCUUAUUCCUCAAAUAAGAACAUCGCUUUUUUACAACAAAAUCAGCAUACUGUUAUCACAAUUAUUCUUACACUAUUGGCUUUUUGGACCAGAUUCAGAAAGAUUACACUGAGUAAUCAAGUUGUGUGGGAUGAGGCUCAUUUUGGCAAGUUUGGGUCACACUACAUCAAUCAUGAUUUCUAUUUUGACGUGCAUCCACCUUUGGGUAAAAUUUUAGUUGGCUUUUCAGGUUGGUUAGCCAACUAUAAUGGUUCAUUCGGCUUUGAUUCCGGGGCUGUUUAUCCUGAACAUGUCAAUUUUGGUGUUAUGCGUGUAUUCAACGCGUUUUUCGGUGCUAUGGUAGUACCUCUUUCGUAUCUCACUGCUGUGCAAUUAAAAAUGUCUGUAAAAGCAAGCUUAUUAGCCGCCACCAUGGUUUUAUUAGAUAACGCAACCCUUACCAUUAGUAGAUUCAUUUUGUUGGAUUCUAUGCUUCUAUUCUUCACUGCAACAUCAUUAUUCACUCUUACAGUGUUCCACAAUUUACAAAACGAGUCCUUCUCUCCAAAAUGGUGGACCUGGCUUUGUUUGACUGGUGUAUCCUUGGGCUGCGUUUUGAGCGUCAAAUGGGUUGGUUUAUUUGCCGUUGCUCUUGUUGGUGUAUACACUGUAGAGGACCUUUGGAAUAAGUGGGGUGAUUUGAAGAUGCCCAUGAAGACCUAUCUCAAUCACUGGAUUGCUCGUAGCAUCGGUCUUAUUCUUAUUCCUGCCUGUAUCUACGUUUUCAGUUUUGUCAUGCAUUUCCAUCUAUUAUAUAAGAGCGGCCCAGGCGACGCUCAAAUGAGCUCUCUUUUCCAGGCCAACUUGGAGGGUAACGAUUUCGGUGAUAAUCCUCUUGAAAUUGCUUAUGGCUCGCAGUUGACUAUUAAAAAUUCUGGUUACGGAGGUGGUUUACUUCACUCUCACGUCCAAACAUAUCCGGAGGGGUCAAAACAGCAACAAGUCACCUGUUAUCAUCAUAAAGACGAAAAUAACAAAUGGGUCAUUCGUCCUCCUAGAAACCGCAACGAAAAUGAAUACGAGCGCCCUGAAGAGGAAGACUUUAUCCGUUUUGUUCAAGAUGGCGACUAUAUUCGACUUUCGCACGUUCCUACCAGACGUAAUCUUCACAGUCAUCCUGUCAACGCGCCUAUCUCUACCUCUGAAUAUGAAGUCAGUUGUUACGGUAACGAAACCAUUGGUGAUAUUCAAGAUAACUGGAUCGUAGAGAUUGUGGACGAUGCCGUUUACCGUAAUAAGGAUAGAGUGCGUUCUUUAACUACUCGUAUCCGUCUUCGUCAUGAAAAGUUGGGUUGUCUGUUGACCGCUGAUGGUACCACUUUGCCACAAUGGGGCUUCAAGCAAUCUGAAGUCUUCUGUGCUAAGGAUAAUGAUCUUGAUGAUCCUUACUCGAUGUGGAAUGUUGAACAACAUUGGAACCCCAAGUUACCGCCUGCUCCUCCUAAUGCAUACAAAACUAGCUUUAUCCGUGAUUUUAUCGCUUUGAAUGUCGCUAUGUGGACUUCCAACAAUGCCUUAACUCCUGAUCCUGACAAGUACGAUAUCCUUUCUUCUGAACCUAGUGAAUGGCCGUUCGCCACUGUCGGCCUUCGUAUGUGUGGUUGGGGUGACAAAGAUAUCAAAUACUAUCUUCUCGGCAAUCCUAUUGUUUGGUGGUUGUCUAUUAGUGCUAUUAUUGUCUUCACUGUUUUAACUGGUUUCUAUUUUGUUCGCAUGCAAAGGAAGAUUUUCGAUCUUUCUAAGGACAAAUGGGAGCAGUAUUCAUAUGUUGGUAAAACUCUUUUCCUUGGCUGGUUCUUCCAUUAUAUUCCCUUCUAUAUCAUGGGCCGUGUCACAUAUUUACAUCAUUACUUCCCUGCACUGUACUUCAGUAUUUUUAUGGUGCCUUUCCUAUUGGAGCACUUUACUCGCAAUAGCCCUAAGGCAGUUGUAUAUGCUGCUUAUGCUAUUACUUACGUAGCAGUUAUUGCCACCUUUAUUCACUUUGCACCCGUUUCCUUCGGUUUGACAGGCCCUAUCACUAAUUAUGAAUCCCUUGUUUGGAGAGACACUUGGAACCUCAUUGAAGAGAAGAGAAAUUGA